AUGUUUUCACACCAGCCUACUUGGGAUGACUGCCAACAACUCCUAGGGACUCUCUUCAUGACAGAGGAACAAAAGAGAAUCCUCCUAGAAGCUAAAAAAAAAAAUAUCCUCUGACCAGAUGGGCGACCGACACACUUCCCCUUGAACCGACCCAACUGGGACCCCAACACCUUUGAAGGUAGGGAUCAUCUGUCCACUUAUCGCCGGGCUCUAAUAGUGGGUCUCCGAGCAGCCGCUAGAUGGCCAACUAAUUUGGCCAAGGUAAGAGAGAUUAUUCAAGGGCCUAAUGAAUCUCCCUCUAUGUUUCUGGAGAAAAUUAUGGAGACAUAUAGGAGAUAUACUCCUUUUGAUCCUCAGGCAGAGGAUCAAAAGGCAUCUGUUACGAUGGCCUUUAUUGGGCAAGCUGCCUUGGAUAUUAAAGAGAAGGUAUACUAUAAAAAAGAAACUGAGGAAGAAAGGGAGCAAAGGGAGGAUGAAAGAAACAAAAGACAGACUAAGGCAUUGACUAAGGGGCUCAGGGUAACUUUUGAAGUGGAGGGGACCCCAGUAAACUUUGAAGUGGAUACAGGGGCAGUAUACUCAGCCCUUAAGGCCCCRUUGGGCCCUCUAUCAACUAAAAGGUCUCUAGUUGAAGGGGCUAAUGGCAGUAAAUAUCGGGCUUGGACAACUAGGAGGACCAUGGACCUGGGGAAAGGAAAAGUCCAUCACUCCUUCCUAGUGAUCUCAGAAUGCCCAGCCCCAUUGAUAGGCAGAGAUCUGCUCACCAAACUCUGGGCCAGAUUAACUUUUAACCCUGAAGGCACCCAAAUGAAAUUUCUAAAUCUUUCAGUAAAAACUCCUAUAGUCAUGGCUUUAACUGUGUCAGUAAAAGAUGAACAUCAACUCUUCACACCCCCCAAGACUGAUCAAACAGGCAAGCUAUCCCAGAAAUGGAUAACAGAUUACCCAGAUGCCUGGGCAGAAACUGCUGGGUUAGGCCUAGCAGUAAAACAACCUCCAAUAACAGUGGAGUUAAAAACCUCAGCCUCCCCAAUUAAUAUUAAACAAUAUCCUCUGAGCAAAGAAGCUAAAGAUGGGAUAAGGCCCCAUAUUCAGAAAUAUCUGGCCUUAGGGGUCCUAAGAGCCUGUCAAUUGGCCUGGAACACUCCCCUGCUACCAGAAAAGCCAGGAACUGGGGACUAUCGCCCUGUUCAAGACCUAAGAGAGACCAACAACAGAAUGCAGGACAUUCACCCCACAGUACCUAAUCCGUACAAUCUGCUUAGCACCCUGAACCCUGAGCGAAAAUGGUAUACUGUCCUGGACUUAAAAUAUGCUUUCUUUUGCUUGCCUCUGCAUAAAGAUAGUCAGUUGCUGUUUGCUUUCGAAUGGGUAAACCCAGAAACUGGAACGUCUGAUCAACUAACUUGGACCAGACUCCCACAGGGGUUCAAAAACUCCCCCAAUCUCUUUGAUGAAGCCCUCCACAGAGAUCUCAACAAUUUCAGAACUAUGCACCCCGAAGUCACCCUGCUUCAAUAUGUGGAUAACCUGCUACUGGCAGCCAAUACCAAGGAAAACUGUGAGUCUGGGACCCAAGCACUAUUAUCUGCUUCUGCAAAAAAGGCCCAAAUUUGCCAGCAAUAAGUAAUCUUCCUGGACUAUUCCCUUAGGGGCAGUAAACAAUGGCUCACUGAGCCCAGAAAACAAACCGUUGUGCAGAUACCACCCCCAUCUAACAAGAGGGCAAAUGAAGAGGCUAAAUUGGCAGCCCUAAACGGAAUAGCAAUUAACAAAGACCAGCCAGCUAAUUCUACAGAAGAAUAUGCCCAGCUUUUUGCUGCACUGAUUGCACGAACAGCAAAAGACAUUGAUGUUUUGAUAGACUCCUUACCCAGUGAAGAAUCUACAGCUGCUUUACAGGCUGUUAGCUUAUAUAAGCUAGAAGAAGAAAAUCAUGAAGCUGCUACAUGUCUGGAAGAUGUUGUUUAUCGAGGGGAUAUGCUUCUGGAAAAGAUACAAAGUGCACUUGCUGACGUCGCUCAAUCACAACUGAAGACAAGAAGUGGUACCCAUAAUCAGUCUCUUCCAGACUCAUAG
Messenger RNA from Urocitellus parryii (Arctic ground squirrel), 2079 nucleotides. The record is from RefSeq and is a predicted model, not a curated record. NCBI's taxonomy places the organism in Eukaryota, Metazoa, Chordata, Mammalia, Rodentia, Sciuridae.